Aureobasidium pullulans EXF-150 is the source of this 995-nucleotide messenger RNA. Its product is annotated as ChaC-like protein. Gene Ontology annotation, cellular component: cytoplasm. Gene Ontology annotation, molecular function: glutathione specific gamma-glutamylcyclotransferase activity; gamma-glutamylcyclotransferase activity. NCBI's taxonomy places the organism in Eukaryota, Fungi, Ascomycota, Dothideomycetes, Dothideales, Saccotheciaceae. The coding region runs from base 66 to 773 and encodes 235 amino acids. The transcript has 6 exons. The record is from RefSeq and is a predicted model, not a curated record. Gene Ontology annotation, biological process: glutathione catabolic process.
CGGACAUUUCUAGCACUUCUUACCGAGUCGGAUACUCUUAUACGCAGUUAUAUCUAAUUACAAUCAUGGCUUCAGAGAUGGUUGAAGACCUUUGGCUUUUUGGAUAUGGGAGUCUGAUUUGGAAACCACCGCCGCACUUUGAUCUCAGGGUUCCUGGUUAUGUCGAAGGCUACGUACGGCGCUUCUGGCAGGCAAGUGAGGAUCACCGUGGAACUCCAGAGGCCCCUGGCCGGGUUGUCACACUGAUCGAUAGAUCACACUGGGAGACCUUGACGGACCAGCAUUCUGAUGCUCCACCAACAACCUGGGGUGCUGCGUACAGGAUACCUGCAAGGCAUGUAGCAGAAGUCAGAGAGUACCUCGACAUUCGUGAGAUCAACGGAUAUAGUAUUCAGUAUACGCCCUUUCACGUGUCGAAGACGUACGCCGCUUCGCACGAGCUACCGGCACCUAUUGACUGCUUGGUCUACGUCGGACUCCCGGACAAUCCGCAAUUCAUGGGUCCACAAGACCUUCAAGGGUUAGCAGAACAUAUCGUCAAGAGCAGAGGGCCCAGUGGUGAGAACAAAGAUUAUCUUUACGGACUCGAUCAAGCUUUGAUAGAGCUUGGGGAAGGCAGCGAAGACGAGCAUGUUCACGACUUGGCGAGGCGCUGCCGGGAGGUCGAGUCCAGAGCGUGUGGGAAUAUUGGCAAACAAGCAGAUUCCCACGGCCCUGGAUCUAGGUUGCAGAGAGUGGGAAGUACAGACGAGCAGGAAGAGAUUGAGAAGUAGAUGUUCGUGUAUGACCAGUCAGGUACAAGGCAAACGCACGGUCAGCAUACUCUAGAUGUACAGUACUGCACGCUGUCGAAGCACUGAACCAGGCGCAUGGGAGGUUUGCAGAUCUGCAGGUGGUGGCUGCGGGACGAACCGAAGCUUCGUGUACAGUCUAACGGUGCGUGCGGAGGUAGAGGAUACGAAUCUCAUAACGUGUUUAGGUGCAAGAAUAAGGGG